AUGGUCUCCACAGGGCUGGUGGUGGUGCUGGUGCUCAUCAUUGUGCUGACAGUGUUUGGGAACGUGCUGGUGUGUCUGGCAGUGGGCGCAAGCCGGAAGCUGCGUUGUGUCACAAACUGCUUCAUCGUGUCGCUGGCGGUGACGGACCUGCUGCUGGGCCUGCUGGUGCAACCGCUGUCUGCCAUGCUGCAGCUGACAGGGGAGUGGCCCCUGGGGGCCACCUUCUGCAACAUCUACAUUAGUGUGGACGUCAUGCUCUGCACCGCCUCCAUCCUCAACCUUCUCGCCAUCAGCGUGGACCGCUACGUAGCCGUCACCGCUCCGCUACGCUACCCGGCACUGGUUACGUCCGGCAGUGUCGCCGUGGCGAUGGCAGUGAUCUGGACCGUUUCGCUGAUGGUGUCCUUCCUGCCCAUCCACAUGGGCUGGAACACGCCGGACUUCAGCGUGCAGAACCAGAAGCAGGGCCGGGACGAGAGAGCCUGCCGCUUCGAGUGGAACCGCAGCUACGUGCUGCUGGACGCCUUCGCCACCUUCUACCUCCCCCUGCUCGCCAUGUGCGUGACCUACUACCGAAUCUUCCGCAUCGCGCGGGAGCAGGCGCGGCGCAUCAACAGCCGGCCCUCCUCCUUCAGCACAGUCGCUGUGGCGCGGGAGCACAAGGCCACCGUGACGCUGGCUGCCGUUCUGGGCGCUUUCAUUGUCUGCUGGUUCCCCUACUUCACCUUCUUCACCUGCAUGGGCCUACGCGAGGAGCCAGACCCGCCACAAACAGCCUAUUCUGUGGUGCUGUGGCUGGGCUACGCCAACUCAGCCCUGAACCCGCUGCUGUACGGUGCCCUGAACCGGGACUUCCGCAGGGCCUAUGGCAGGCUGCUGUGCUGCAGGAGCAUCAGCCCCGCCCCCAGGCUGCCUUUCACACCUGCCCAGCAGGGGGACCCCCUGUGGGCAACAGAGAGCAAGAAAGAGAAGGACAUCACCCUGCAGGAGAUGAAGGGCGGCAGCAGCUCCAACUAA
Messenger RNA from Megalops cyprinoides (Indo-Pacific tarpon), 1017 nucleotides. Its product is annotated as histamine H2 receptor-like. The transcript has a single exon. Lineage: Eukaryota; Metazoa; Chordata; Actinopteri; Elopiformes; Megalopidae. The coding region runs from base 1 to 1017 and encodes 338 amino acids. Gene Ontology annotation, molecular function: G protein-coupled receptor activity. The record is from RefSeq and is a predicted model, not a curated record. Gene Ontology annotation, biological process: adenylate cyclase-activating adrenergic receptor signaling pathway. Gene Ontology annotation, cellular component: membrane.